CAUCACCCACCACUCUAUGGAGCAGUGCCUGAUACGUCCCACGUGUGGCUGUUGAAAGCGUUUCCCAAUGGCAGCCUCGUUUUCUCAGGAGCUCGAGGAGCUGUUGAAUCCUUUGCCUAAAUUCGUGGAUCCAGAGGACGAUGGUGACGAAGCGACCAAAGCCAAAGUCGUCGAGAAAUUCAAUGACGACGAAGACGAAGACGGCCUCGGCCUCAGUGCCCUGCGGAAGCACAACACGUCUCUGCUCUCCGACACAGACCGGCGGUACGUGGGUAAAGCAGUCUCCCGUAAACAGUUGCAGAUAGAUAUCGGGGGAUCUGGUGAUGAAGAUGAUGGUGAUGAUGAGGAGGAGGAGGAGGAGGAGGAGGAGGAGGACGGCAGCAGCAGCAUAGAAGGGUUGGACGAGAAGGAAGGAGAGGAUUUCAUGGUGGAUGAGGAGCCAGGGGAUGAUGAAAACAAUCUAGAAGAUGAUGAGGAAGAGUUGGCGGGCAAGACAAAAGUUUCUGGCGUGAGAUUUCCUCAGGGAGUGGAUUUCCACAAGCUGACAGAGGGCAUGGAUGAUCUAGGAGUGAGUGAAGAAGAUGCUGGUGAUGAUAGUGGCGAAGAAACUGAGGGCAGCGACGAAGAUGACGCCUCUGAUGAUGAUGAUGAUGACAUGGAGGACGAUGAUGGGGAGGAGGAGGAGGGAACCCUGCGCACAUUUUCCAAAGAGAAAGUAGAUGAAGAGGUCGAGAAAGGGAAAGCUGUGAAGAACCAGCUGGCCCUGUGGGACCACCUGCUCGAAGGGCGAAUCAAGUUCCAUAAAGCUCUGGUGACGGCCAACCAGCUUCCACAGCCGCAGACCCUCUCAGAGUUUAAGAGGAAGGGCGGUGCUGAGAUUGCAGGGGCGCUGAAGACCACACACAAGGCUUUAAAGGCUCUCCAACGGUCCCUGCUGGAGCUGCAUGAUCAGCUGCUGUGCCAGAACGCAGACACGAGGCCCAUCUCUCUGGGCAAGACUGGGGCUCAGGGUGAAGACGAGGAGAUAAACAGUGAUGAGAAUGACGACGAAUGGGGAUCAGCGCAGAUGGGCCUAGCACCGAAACGAAAAUUGGAGAUGGCAGAGUACCCAGACUUCAUGGCCAAACGCUUCGCUGCAUUCCAGCCUUACCGCAACGCAACGCUGCAGAAGUGGCACGACAAAACUAGACUGACCAUGGGUAAGAGCAGCAAGGGCUUUGGGGCAUUUGAUAGGAACAUACUGACUCAGGUGGAGCAGGUGCUGAUGGACAAAGAUAGGCUGGUGCGGCGUACCCAGACCCGACGCUCAGAAUACAGAGUCCUGGGGAAGAGAGAGUCUUCUGCUUUCACCUCGAAGUCUGUCCCCUGUGAAGAUGAAGAGGUGGAGCAGCAGCUGAAAGCUAACACGCAUCUCAAAGACUUGGACGAGGACAUAUUUGACGACGACGACUUCUACCACCAGCUACUGCGAGAGCUCAUCGAGCGCAGGACGAAUGCAGCAGAUCCCAACGACCAGGUGGCCAUGGGCCGACAGUGGCUGGCCAUCCAGAAAUUGCGCAGCAAGAUCAAGAAGAAGGUGGAUACCAAAGCCAGCAAGGGGCGCAAGGUCCGAUUCCACAUCCACAGUAAGCUGGUGAAUUUUAUGGCUCCGUUUGACAACAGCUUAAUGAACGACGAGGCUCGUAGCGAACUCUAUCGUGGCCUUUUUGGUCAGAACUCCUCUGUCAGGGAGUGACGUUGAGGAGGUUCUCAUGUGGAGCAGAUGCUGAGUGCCAGGAUACCACAUCCCCAAAAUGAUGCUGAGCAGCAGAUUGAAGGGGGAGACCCCCUCUCCCCAUUGCUGUUCGUCAGGAGAUCUGAUUCAGACGAGGUGGACAGUUACAGUGGUCUAGUGGAACAGGAGUAAAAUGGACUCAGAAGGCACAUUCAGUUCUUUAUCAAUCAAGGCCUUUAUUCUGAGGGACACUGUCAGCAUUGUUGACCUUAUGACUAAAAAUAUAAUUUGUAUGUGAAUGUUAUAUGGACUUCAAGGAAUCAAAAUAUUUCUUCUGUGAUCAAGUGUCAAAUGAUUCAAGUAAAGUUGUUUACCUUAAACUUCA
This is a messenger RNA of Pleuronectes platessa (European plaice), 2099 nucleotides long. It is a transcript of the gene aatf, whose product is annotated as apoptosis antagonizing transcription factor. Bases 68 to 1735 code for a protein of 555 amino acids. Lineage: Eukaryota; Metazoa; Chordata; Actinopteri; Pleuronectiformes; Pleuronectidae. Gene Ontology annotation, biological process: regulation of transcription by RNA polymerase II. The transcript has a single exon. Gene Ontology annotation, cellular component: nucleolus; nucleus. The record is from RefSeq and is a predicted model, not a curated record.